Heteronotia binoei (common prickly gecko) is the source of this 1006-nucleotide messenger RNA. Its product is annotated as serine/threonine kinase-like domain-containing protein STKLD1. The coding region runs from base 31 to 822 and encodes 263 amino acids. Gene Ontology annotation, molecular function: protein serine/threonine kinase activity. The record is from RefSeq and is a predicted model, not a curated record. Lineage: Eukaryota; Metazoa; Chordata; Lepidosauria; Squamata; Gekkonidae. The transcript is spliced from 8 exons.
CUUCCGGCAGCUGUGGGGAAGAGCCCAGAUAUGGAAAUGCUGGCCAGUGAGAACACAGUCCAUGGCCUGAUAAACUCCAUGAAGGCAUACGCGAACAAUGAAGGGCUAUUGGAGAUGAUCUGCACAUUAUUCAUGAUGAUGUCGAGUAGUGACAUAGCUGUGGAAGCCCUGAGGAAAGCGGGGCUUUUCCCAGAAGUCCUGACAGCUCUGAGCAAUUGUGCCCAAAACAAAAACAUCAGCCUUGCUUGCUGCGGAGUCAUCUGGAGCUUGGUAACCAACGUAACUGAUGUGUCUGAAAUCCCACUGAAAUGUGCUAUUGAGAUGGUCUCUACAGUCCUCUAUGUGCACCUUCAACAUGGAGAUGUGGCAGAAUCUGCGUGCUGUGCUUUCUGGGCCCUGGCCCUUCACGGUUGCGUUGAUGAAGUGAAUUAUGAGCCCUAUUCCUUGCUUCUGCUGAAUGCUCUCCGGCUGCACCCGGAAAGGCCAGUGCUGGCCAAGAAUGCUUGCCUGGCAUUGGCUAGCCUUCUAAGGACAUCUGAACUGUCUGGUUUCCGUUUCAUCGUCACUGACGACAAGGGCAGUGGCAUAACGGUGCUCAAGGAGUGCUAUCAGCUGCACCGUGAGGACCCUGAAGUGGUGGAAGACAUGUGCAUGCUGAUUGACGAGAUGUUCAACUAUGAUGAAAUUGUGGUGGAGAUGGUCUCCCAGAACAUCACAGAGAUGCUGACAGAAAUGAAGGACAGGUUUACAUCCAGUUUGGAAAUUGUUACCUUGGCAGACAAGGCACUCUCCAAACUGCAAAAGAAAGGGUACCUCACCUGAAAUGUGACACCUGCCAGAGCAAGAGACUCCAUCUUUGCCUGCAGCCUCAAGAUAAGCGGCAUCAAGAUUCUAAGGGAUUUCCAGUUUUGAAUUUUAAUAAUUUCUAUAUUUCUUUUAAUUUCUCUGUUACUUAUGUUAUAAGAUAUUGCCAAACUGUUGCACAGUUAAUAAACAUGUAGCCAGA